Gaeumannomyces tritici R3-111a-1 is the source of this 3697-nucleotide messenger RNA. RefSeq names its product isoleucyl-tRNA synthetase. Gene Ontology annotation, cellular component: cytosol. The coding region runs from base 523 to 3312 and encodes 929 amino acids. Gene Ontology annotation, molecular function: aminoacyl-tRNA deacylase activity; ATP binding; isoleucine-tRNA ligase activity. The transcript has 3 exons. The record is from RefSeq and is a predicted model, not a curated record. Lineage: Eukaryota; Fungi; Ascomycota; Sordariomycetes; Magnaporthales; Magnaporthaceae. Gene Ontology annotation, biological process: isoleucyl-tRNA aminoacylation.
AUUGAUCUCGGCCGAGUAGAAAAAUCGCACGGGAAGAUUUUGAGUCGAAGCUCAUCGCCGUCAGAGCUUCAAUUUGCCUGCGUAAUCCAGCCAACCAUUGAAGCUCCUGUGCUCAGAAUGCGUAUGUGAGAGAACAUGAGUAGCAAUAAGUGGGCGCUGACGCUUCGGUUGCCCAAGUCGGCCUUUCCGUGAGUGACGUCACACGCCUGUUGUUCGGCAGAAAAGCCAGCCCAGGCAUGGAUGACCCAGGCACGGAUGGCCCAGCGCUCAAGAUCUCGCCAUACUUGACGAGAAACGACAAGGACGGCAUGCUGACGGGCUUGCUACUGGGACGCCUCGCCGUCUAGGCCACGUCCUGACUCCGGCCUGCGCCAGCAUUUUAUACGAAAAUGCGCCGAUGACCUGUACCGCUGGCAGGCCGUGCACCGGCCAGCCACACGCCCCUUCGUUCUUCAUGAUGGCCCGCCAUACGCGAACGGCAAGCUGCACGUCGGCCACGCCCUCAACAAGCUCCUCAAGGAUAUGAUCCUAAGGGUCAAGAUCCAACAAGGAUACCGAGUGCACUACCGUCCCGGGUGGGACUGCCAUGGCCUGCCAAUCGAGCUACAGGCGCUCGCCAGCUUUCAAGCGGCGAGGAGUGGUGGCAACUUGGGGCCAACUUCUUCCGCUCUGACCCAAGACAUGGAACCCGCCCGGGUCCGUGGGCUGGCGCGUGGACUCGCCGAGAGCACAGUGGCGAAGCAGAUGCGCGAAUUCCGGUCCUUCGGCGUCAUGGCCGACUGGGACGCCCACUGGACCACGAUGCAGCCGUCCUAUAUUUACGACCAGCUCGGCCUGUUUCGCCGCAUGGCCGCACGCGGCCUCAUCCAACGCCGCCACAAACCCGUAUAUUGGUCUCCCUCAUCACGCACCGCCCUGGCCGAGGCCGAGCUUGAGUACAACGAGAACCAUCAGUCGACGGCCGCCUAUGUAAAGCUUCCUGUCUGCGACGCAGACAGCGGCCGCCUCGCGGGGAUCGACCGCUUAAAACUCGUCAUCUGGACGACAACUCCAUGGACCCUGCCUGCAAACCAGGCUGUUGCCGUACACGAUGAUCUCACCUACAUGGUCGUCAAGCUAGGCGACGAUGCCCUUGUCAUUGGCGAGGACGCACUGGAGAGGAUCAUGGCGGCGUGCAGCUUGGAGGAGGCGCCCGAGGUGCUCGUUUCCUCCCUCAAGGGCAGCGAGCUCAAGGAAUUGACUUACACGAACCGCCUCCAAGGGGCCGAGGCCAAGCCGCAGCCCGUCGUCCACGCCGGUUUCGUUUCGGCCGAGUCCGGCUCUGGGCUCGUCCAUCUGGCACCUGGUCACGGCUUCGACGACUACGACGUCUGCAUCCCGCUCGGUAUGCCCGCUGUGUCGGCCGUCGAUGACGCGGGGCUGUUCACUGAGGAGGCGUGCCGCCUCUUCCCGGGCCUCCCCCGCUCCGGCGGCGGUGCGGACGCGCUCAAAGGCGGCAGCAAGAUGGUCCUUCAGCUCCUCGGCGACGACGUCCUGCAUUCGCACAAGCACCGCCACAAGUACCCCUACGACUGGCGCACCAAGCAGCCCAUCGUUGUGCGGGCCACAGCCCAGUGGUUCGCCGAUGUCGGGUCCAUCAAGCAGGACGCGCUCGACGCGCUCGCCCCUGUCCGUUUCAUUCCCGAGACGGGCCGCACGCGGCUUGAGAGCUUCAUCAAGGGCCGCAGCGAGUGGUGCAUCUCUCGGCAGCGCGCAUGGGGCGUGCCGAUCCCGGCCCUGUACGACGAGGCCACCGGCGAGGCCGUCAUGACGGACGAAGUCAUUGCCCAUAUAAUCCAGGCCAUCAAGAAGUGCAAUAUCAGCCGCUGGUGGUCGGACGCGCCUGAUGAGCGCCGAUGGAUUCCCAAGGCGCUCCGGGACGGGCGCAAGCUGAGGAGAGGCACAGACACCAUGGACGUCUGGUUCGAUAGCGGUAGCAGCUGGAUGCAGCAGACGGUGACAUCGGGGCCAGCAGAUGUGUAUCUUGAGGGUACUGACCAACACCGGGGAUGGUUUCAGUCCAGCCUCCUCACGCGGGCCGCAGACCCUGCGGGGGGCUACUCGACACCGUUCAGGACUCUUGUGACACACGGCUUUACACUGGAUAGCAAGGGGAAGAAGAUGUCCAAAUCUCUCGGCAACAUCAUCUCGCCGGCCGACGUGAUGGAGGGCCGGCUGCUGCCCCCUCUGAAGUCGAACAAGAAAUCAGAGAAGGCCCUCGGGACGCAAGAAAACCAGGACGCUCCUGAAACGGGCUAUGAUGCCCUCGGCCCCGACGCAUUGAGGCUGUGGGCGGCGAGCGUCGACUACACCAAGGACGUGGUGAUAGGCACGACGGCGCUUACGUCGGUGCACUCGAUGCUCAAGAAGUAUCGCACCAUCCUCAAGAUGCUUCUCGGAUCGAUGGAAGGGCCACUACUGGGUGAGGCCAGGCCUGCAAGUCGAUACGACGUCAUUGACCAGAUCGCGCUCAUGAAUCUGAGUGACACCAUGGCCGCGGUGGCGAAGCACUACGACUCGUUCGAGUUCUACAAGGGCCUCGCCGCCAUGAACGUCUGGGUUUCUCACCACCUCUCGGCCGUUUAUCUCGAGGCGCUCAAGGACAGGCUUUACUGCCGGAACGAUGGGGACGGUGCGCUCCUGCCCAUCUUUGAUGGCUUCUGCAGGAUGCUCGCACCAGUGGCACCGCUGCUAGUGGAGGAGGCGUGGCACCAUGCUCCUAAUUGGCUUAAAUUGUCUAUUGCCCACCCCGCACGGCAGCUCUACGACGAUCCACUGGUCGACCCGUUGCUGCUCACCGCCGACCAGCAGCGCCUCCGGCAGGCCCUGCCGGCGCUGGAGGCGGCGCGCGGAGCCGUCAACGCGGCGGUGGAGCAGGCCCGGGUGCACAAGAAGAUCGGGCAGUCGCUCCAGAGCGACGUGACGCUGCUGACGGCCGACCCGCGCGCCCUCGACGCCUUUACGCUGCUGGGCGAGGAGAAGCUGGCGGCACUGUUUGUCGUCUCGACACUCCGCGUCCUCGACACAAGACCCGGCACUCUGCCGCCGCAGCCGCCGACCGAGCGCGCUUCUCUCGGCGCUGACCUGGGCUGGGAGUACACGGCCGAGGCGACGCUCGAGGGCGGCGGCGGCGUUGUCAAGGCCGUCGUCAGGCACCCACUCGACCACAAGUGCCCGCGCUGCUGGAGGUACCUGGCACCCGCCGACGGCGAGCUCUGCCGCCCGUGCGACGGGCUUUUGCACCCGAGCGGCGCGGAGGAGCCCUCUCCCUGAUGGACGGGCCGCCUAGAUGAGAGGCACGGCACGCCUUGGAAUGAAGGAAGACGGUGCCAGGAGACUACAGUAACAAGAUAAUGCCAUGCCGGUUGGACGUGGCGGCGGGGGCUUUAUUUUCGCAGCCGUAGUUCCUUGCCUGGUCGAGUGGAAGGGUCGUGGUCCCUCUGCCGCCUUCCGAUCCCUGUCAGAUAGUAUCGAGACCCGAAAGAACGGGGCAUAUAUCAUAUAUGUACGGUAUAGGUCACUAAAGACCUGUUUCUCCGCUUCUACUUUCGUAGUCAUCUUGGGAGUCCUCGAAGCAUGUGAACAAAAACAUGUUGGUUUUCAGCAUUGAUAAGAAUGUGGUUUCUUAAAACCGAACGAAUAGCACACAUUUGACGAG